Spodoptera exigua (beet armyworm) is the source of this 1647-nucleotide messenger RNA. Lineage: Eukaryota; Metazoa; Arthropoda; Insecta; Lepidoptera; Noctuidae. The record is from the annotation of a GenBank genome assembly.
AUGCUUUCAGCUUCCCAAAACAAGAGCUCUCACCAUCUCCGAAGACUAGGUGACGAUGGAUACUUCAAAUCGAAGCCAUCGUACCGGUCUUUCCAACCGGUAUCAAUUCGAUAUCACAAAUCUACAUACCCAAGAUCGGAUGACCGAUCAGACUACGACAUAACAUCCUAUGAUACGGAGUACGGAGGAGUUGUAUCCAAUUUCACGUCUUCCAUCUACGAUGAUAAUCCUCAAUUGUAUCCUAAUCCAGAGUUUGUGGCGCGAAGCAACCAGGUUAUAAGUAAAAACGCAGACAACAAGGUUGAUAUUGAGCCAGAUAUACCUGAUGAUUCCUUAGCUGAUGCAGAUCUCAAAGAACAUAACAUUAUAGAUAGUGUGACGUACUUGUACGGAUUUAACAACUGCCAUGGAGUUAGGAACGAGUGGAUGAUCUUGAUCUUCAUAACAAGCGGUAUAGCUGUAGUUCUACUGAUAAGUGCAGUGAUGUGGCUAAUGUGGAGCGAGUAUGCAGCUGAAUUCCGUCGCAACAGCAAGUUGUAUCCUAUCAACAUUAAUCUGUGUUGCUGUUUGGCCGCUUGCACCAUUAUCUACAUACAGGCUGUGAUGGGCGUAUCAUCUCCCUCUCAGUGUGAGAGAAUAGCCCUCCUCCUGCAUUACACGCAUGUCUCUUGUGCUAUGUGGAUAGUAGCACUCGCGGCGGCGGUAGCAGAGUAUUGUGCUUGUGACACUCUCUUGCCACUAAAGUACAAUUACUUGCUGGCCUAUGGAGUACCUGCUGUGGUUGUCAUGUUCAACUACGCUCUCUCUAUGGAACACUACGAAAUAAAACACUACUGCUGGAUGUCAAUUGAAAAGGGCAUGGUUAUGGGCUUCAUGGUACCAGCAAUGAUUCUCAUCCUAAUAAACACAGCAAUCAUUAUCUUAGGCCUACAAAGCGUAAACAAAAAGCAGGCGGAAACGUUAACAGCAAAAAUACAAGAGUUGGUGGACCACCAUAUAGCUAAUUGGCCAAAAACUGAUGGUCAAAUGGAUGACAAAAAUGGAAGUAUUGACACGUUAGAUAAUAUCUACACUCCAGGAAGUAGUAGGAAGAAUACGGAUAGUUCCGAAACCCUCGAUAAAGAUUAUAAUGGAAGUGAAGACGAUUGUCAUUACGUGAACAUCGCAAUACCUGGCGAAAAUGGCGAAACAGGUAGUGAGCCCAACCUAGCACAAGCGGCAAAGGCAAUGCACGAUAAGAGCCUCCUAAACAUGCUUUACAUGGACAAUAUAUCCUGGAAAUGGACUUGGAACACCGAAGGCAAUGAGCUGAAGACAUAUCUUAACUUAUGUCUUGUAUUAGAACCGUUCUUUGCCAUCAACUGGGUCAUGGGAGUCGUAGCUAUUGAGAAUGCGGCCCAUUGGUCUACUCCAACGAUUUAUUUGAUACUUGUCGUUGUUAUGUACAUUUACCUAACUACGACAAUAUGUACUACGUUGCCGAUCGUGCGUCCGAAGACCACAGCCCCGUGCUGCGAGGCCGUUAUUAGUGAACCAACGCUUACCAGAAACAGGACUACUGACAGUAUUCCCUUACUGGACCCAACAAUCCAGCAGCCAAUUGUGACACCAGCGCCAGCGGACACUAUAAGUACUAUCAGCAUUUAA